AUGCCCGGGAUUGACACUAGGAUCACGUCUCACGAGCUGAACGUAGAUCCCACGUUCAAACCCAUGAAACAAAAACGUCGAAAACUCGGCCCAGAUCGGGCUAAAGCAGUAAACGACGAAGUAGACCGACUACUCAAGGUAGGCUCGAUCAGAGAGGUGAAAUACCCCGACUGGCUAGCUAAUCCUGUAGUUGUCAAAAAGAAAAACGGAAAGUGGAGAGUCUGUAUCGAUUUCACAGACCUUAAUAAAGCUUGUCCAAAAGACAGCUAUCCACUUCCUCAUAUAGAUCGCUUGGUCGAAGCUACGGCUGGUCACCAGCUCCUAUCCUUCAUGGAUGCGUUUUCUGGGUAUAAUCAAAUCAAGAUGAACCCAGAAGAUCAGGAGAAAACAGCUUUCAUAACAGACCGAGGUACUUACUGCUACAAAGUAAUGCCAUUCGGGCUAAAAAACGCGGGAGCUACAUAUCAGCGCCUCGUAAACAAAAUGUUUGCCGAUCAGCUCGGUAAAACAAUGGAGGUGUACAUAGACGAUAUGCUGGUCAAAUCCUCUAGGGAAACAGACCACGUCGCACAGCUCCGGGUAUGCUUCUCCAUACUUAACAAGUACGGCAUGAAGCUGAACCCGACUAAGUGUACAUUCGGAGUUCCGUCUGGCGAGUUCCUCGGUUACCUAGUAACUGAACGCGGAAUCGAGGCGAACCCGAAGCAAAUCUCUGCCCUCUUAGAUAUGCCUUCUCCAGAAAAUACUAGAGAAGUACAACGGUUAACCGGUCGAAUAGCAGCCCUUAAUAGGUUCAUUUCCCGGUCAACCGACAAGUGUCUUCCAUUUUACCAGCUCCUCCGAGGAAAUAAAAAAUUCCUCUGGGACGAAAAAUGCGAAGAAGCUUUCAAACAGCUCAAAACUUACCUCAGCGAACCUCCUAUACUGGCAAAACCAGUAGAAGGAGAACCGCUAUACCUUUACAUCGCGGUCUCGCCUGCAGCGGUCAGCGGGGUCUUAGUUCGUGAAGAGCUAAACGAACAAAGACCAAUCUUUUACGUAAGUAAAUCCCUGAUUGAUGCCGAGACUAGAUACCCAGCUAUGGAAAAACUUGCCUUAGCAAUAGUAAUGUCCGCUCGCAAGCUGCGACCUUACUUUCAAUCACACACAAUCGUGGUGAUGACCUCGCAACCAUUGCGAACUAUGCUACAUAGUCCAAGUCAAUCUGGACGACUAGCUAAAUGGGCUAUCGAGCUCAGCGAAUACGACAUCGAAUAUCGAACUAGAACCUGUGCUAAAGCCCAGGUACUAGCUGAUUUCAUGAUCGAGCUGGCACCGGAAGCCAAUAACGAUACCACCCUCUCUAAAGUUUGGACACUCUUCGUAGAUGGAGCCUCGUCCAAACAAGGAGCUGGCGUCGGAAUCAAACUCACAUCUCCAACCGGAGAAGUGAUCGAACAAUCGUUCAGACUCGGAUUCGUCGCCUCUAACAAUGAGGCCGAAUACGAGGCACUCAUAGCCGGACUCCGACUCGCAAUCGGGAUCGGCGUGAAUGAGAUCAACGCAUUCAGCGACUCCCAGCUCGUUACUAGCCAAUACAGCGGCGAGUACGAAGCAAAAGAGGAGCGCAUGGAAGCUUAUCUCAAAGUAGUUCGAGAUUUAGCUGGACAAUUCAGUAAAUUCGAACUAACUAGGGUGCCUAGGGGAGAGAACACUUCGGCUGACGCCUUAGCUGCUCUCGCCUCCACUUCGGACCCAACUGUAAGACGUGUGAUCCCAGUCGAAGGCAUAGAUAAACCUAGCAUCGACAUCGCACUCAAGUCUGACAGUAUAAACGCAAUUACCUCGCGCCCGUCUACUCGUUCUCAAACUAGACAGUCCCAAGAUCCGGGACCAUCUAACCCGGAACCUGAUUCCGAGGAAGAAGAACCUGACCAAGAUAGGCAAAAAACAAGGUAUAUCGAUUCGGACUCUUCGCAAAAUACGCAAGAGUCCACGAUCCAUACCGUCCCAUCUGCUAUGGCGAACGAACUCACCUUAAAGGAAGAGUUCGCUGCGAGACCCGACUGGAGAACUCCCUAUAUCGAGUAUAUCCAGCUCGGAGCCGUCCCUAACGAAAAAUGGGCAUCUCGCAAGCUAAAAGCCCAAAGCGCACAUUAUUGCAUGAUGGAAGAUAAGCUCUACAAGCGAAGCCUUAUCGAACCAUAUCUAACAUGCAUCCAUGGCGAAGAAGCUUACACCGUAAUGCACGAGACUCAUCAAGGACCUUGCGGAAGUCAUUCCGCAGGCCGAGCUCUCGUCAUACGGAUUAAAAAGCUAGGCUACUUCUGGCCGACGAUGAUCAGAGACUGCGAACAGUACUCCAGGCGAUGUGACAAAUGCCAAAGGCACGCCCCAAGCAUUCACGACCUAUGGUCUCUUCGGGACCGAAAGCAAUUCCAAUACCUACUAGUCCUUACUGACUACUUCACUAAAUGGAUCGAGGCCAAACCAUACCAACAAACGACCGAACUCGAGGUCCGGAAAUUUAUCUGGAAAGACAUCAUUUGUCGACACGGGCUCCCUUUCGAGAUCGUGACAGAUAACGGAUCUCAGUUCAUAGCUCGAACAUUCAAAGACUUCUGCAAGAAGUGGAACAUACGCAUAACGUAUUCCACACCUCGUUACCCUCAAGGGAACGGGCAAGCUGAAGCAACAAACAAAACCCUCUUGAGUAACCUCAAGAAACGACUCGACGCCCGUAAACAUAGGUGGUCCGAAGAGCUCGCAGCAGUUCUUUGGGCUUGCCGAACUACACCUCACAAAGCUACUCAUGAGACCCCGUUCUCAUUAGCUUACGGGCUAGAGGCCGUCAUCCCAACUGAAACUUCCGUUCCAAGUCUUCGCAGGAUGCAAUGUCCAGCGAACGUCGAGCUGAACGAAGAAAUGUUGAGAGAUCACCUUGACCUUAUCGACGAACGUCGAGAUCAAGCUCUGAUCCGGAUACAAAACUAUCAACAGGCCGCAGCUCGCUAUUACAACUCCAAGGUUAAACACCGGAUUUCGUAUAGGCGACAUGGUUCUGAGAAAAGUACAAGACUAUACCAAAGAGCGGUGCAGGGAAACUUGGGACCAAUUGGGAAGGUCCCUACCUCAUUACCGAAGUAG
This is a messenger RNA of Microthlaspi erraticum, 3126 nucleotides long. Lineage: Eukaryota; Viridiplantae; Streptophyta; Magnoliopsida; Brassicales; Brassicaceae. The record is from the annotation of a GenBank genome assembly.